AUGGAAUGGUCCAAACAAGUGGAGGUGUCAACCAUUCCAGACCCUGUUUACGUUCAUGGUGGUCAGUACCAUCUGCUAGGGGUGAAUGUGAGAGAGAAGCCCCAAGUGGAAGAGUCUCUUAGUGGGGCUGAUCUAGAUUCCCCUACCCUGCUAUUGUCUGAAGUGGUGCUCACCUACAUGGAGACACAAUUGUAAUUGUACUUAUUCUCUUGACCCUGGUCGGAUGCUGUUAUUGGCUGGGCUGCGAGGCUCCUCCCCAAGUUGCCAUUUGUGAUGUACGAAUAGAUCAGCCCCCACAACCCCUUUGGUCGAGUCAUGUACGACCACUUCCUGAAGCUCAGCUCCACCUUGCACUCGCUCAGACACUACCCAGACAGGACUGCACAGUGUUGUCUACAUGGUUGGGAACAGUGUCUGGAUAUGAAUAAGUUCUACCUGGGUCUGAUACCACAGAAGGAGACACGCGGAGUAGUGCUGCUCAGUGGGGGCUCAGGCUAGGGGGGUAGAGAGGAUACUACAGCCAGGGUCCUCAUCAGAGCCACGGGUGUCAUACUGUAUCACACAGUAACACCUGUGGCUGGGUGGGGAGCUGUGUUUGGUGGCCGCUCCUCCCCACUCAACCCAAUCAGAACCCUCCUCAGAGUGACCGAUGACAAUUCGACAACGAUGGCUCUGAUUGGUGGGGAAGGAAACUGCUUCUCUGUUGUGACUCAUCACAACCCUCACCCCAUCACUGUAGACCUGAAACCUGUUCUAUAG
Oncorhynchus keta (chum salmon) is the source of this 759-nucleotide messenger RNA. RefSeq names its product leucine carboxyl methyltransferase 2 (gene lcmt2). Lineage: Eukaryota; Metazoa; Chordata; Actinopteri; Salmoniformes; Salmonidae. Gene Ontology annotation, biological process: tRNA methylation; wybutosine biosynthetic process. The record is from RefSeq and is a predicted model, not a curated record. Gene Ontology annotation, molecular function: tRNA methyltransferase activity.